AUGGUGAUGAGAACCCAGGGGAAUGUUUACCACCUCAAAUGCUUCAGCUGCACCACGUGUCGGAACAGACUAAUGCCUGGAGAUCGCUUCCACUUCAUCAACGGAUCCAUCUUCUGUGAACACGACCGACCAGGAAGUCUGCUGACCAAUCACCUGCCUCUGCAGGGCGCCGCCCUGCUGGCCGACCAGAAGGUUUGUUGA
Messenger RNA from Knipowitschia caucasica, 201 nucleotides. Lineage: Eukaryota; Metazoa; Chordata; Actinopteri; Gobiiformes; Gobiidae. The record is from the annotation of a GenBank genome assembly.